AUGGUUCGAGGUCAUAAUUUAUCUAUUGAUACAGUUGCUGCUUCACGUGGACAAAGAACUACAUCAAAAUCCUCCCGCAUCGACGAUGAUGACUAUUUGACUUCUUCACCUUCAAUUAUUGAAGAAGAAAUUGACUUUUCUCUAGUUUAUGCUUUACAUUCCUUUCAAGCAACGGUCGAAGGUCAAGCUACCGUUGUGAAAGGUGACUCAUUAAGUUUGUUAGAUGACUCAAAUAGUUAUUGGUGGCUAGUUAAGGUUUUGCCAAGUGAUGAAAUUGGAUAUAUACCUGCUGAAACUAUUGAAACACCAUACGAAAGACUAGCAAGAUUAAAUAAACAUCGAAAUAUUAGUUUAACAUCCGCACACAGCAUUAUUGAAUCAGAUAACUCGCUUCCUAAACAAAUUCCAACAGAUCAACAUGAGAAAAUAGACGAUGAUGUACAAUUAGUAAAUGAACCGGAAGAAAUAAAAUAUGCUGAUAAGCAAGUAAUAAAUCCUGAAAGUGAUCAUUCUCAGUCAAAUUUGGAAAGUGAAAUCGUUGAAUUAAAUGUUAAAAGAACGGAUGAUCAACAAUAUGAACAAGAAAUAAAUCAGCAGCAUAGACAAGAGAAUAGCCAACAAUAUAGGCAAGAGAAUAAACAACAAUAUAGCCAAGAGAAGAAUCAACAAUAUAGGCACCAAUCACAACAAAGCGAUGAUAUAAGACAGUCAUCACAACGAUCGCAAUCAUACCAAACGAAAAAGCAAACUGGACAAUUAGAAAAUAAUUCGACAUACGAUAAAUCUGCACAUAAAAUACAAGAUGUUAUAAAUAAUAAAAAUGAAACCAUUAAAAUGUCACUGACUCCAGCUUUAGGUAGUGAUUUCAUUGAUUUCUCGGAUGAAGAAGAUGAAGAAAAUAAAAUGAAGACAAGACCUGGUGGAUCUUUCGAGCAAACGGGUAGUAAUAGUGAGCCUACAAAAGUUAAUAUAACUUCAAGUGAACCUAUUAAAAAUGUGGAAGUAUCAGAUGAUAAAAAAUCUGGAAAACCGAAGAAAGAAGAGAAAAAGAAAGAGAGUGGCGGUAUAUUCAGAAACCUCUUUAAAAGGAAAUCAAAGAAAAAAGAGGAAGAACCUGUAAAACAAGUUUCUUCCGCGCCAUCCCCGCAAAAUAAUUCCAAAGUUCAACGUCCUGGCCCCUUGACAAAUCAGCAACAACAAUCUCCGCAACUUGGUUCCUCACCAAAUCGAUCAUCUCCACAGAUUGGAUCUAUAACAAAUCGGCCACAAGUUGGUUCUUUACCAAAUCAAAGUCAAGGCCAACAGCAAUCACAAAGAAAUCAGAACCCACAACAUCAGAUCGACCCUCGAUCACGAAAUCAAUUUCAAAACCAAAAUCAAUCUCAAAAUCAAUCUCAGUUACAACCUCAGCUACAACCUCAGCUACAACCUCAAUUACAACCUCAGUUACAACCUCAAUUACAACAACGACAAUCUCAACCAUCUUCAAAUCCACAACAAUCCCAAGCACAACGUGCAUCAAACAGAGAACAUCCAAAAGUUCAACAAGUAUCUAUUAAUGAGCCUCCAAUUCAAGUAAUUCAACGUGAUUCUGGUCCAAUUCAACAAGAGAUCUUACAAGCUCCUGCACAAGAUGCAGUUAAAUCAAUAAAAUUAAAAAAUUCUCCAUCUCCCAUAAGAGUUGUUCAACAUACUCCAUCUGAGAGAUCAAUUACUCCUUUGACCCCUCUUACUCCUUUUUACAAUGUAAUUCGAAUAUUUGCUGGUCAAAAUAUCUCAUCAAAUGAAGAAUCAAAACUAUUUUUAUUAAGUCCAACUACAAUCAGCUCUACACUCAUUAAGCAAGCAUUGCACCGAUUCAAAUUAGAUGAUGUAGAAGAGUGGGAAAAUUAUUAUAUAACGAUCAAAGAAGCUGAUAGAGACCAAAUUCAUUUAAUGCCUGACGAUUCCCCACUUGAAGCCUUUCAUUCAUUGACAUCUCAUAACCCUGUCACAUUACCUUCGAUCAGGAGGAAUUCUAUUGAAUCUAUUUCUUCAACGACUUCAAGUUUAUCUGAUAUCGAUGAGAUCAAAAAAUUAGGAUUACAGUAUGAAAAAGGUGCUAUUACUUUCUUUUUAAAUAGACGUUCAAAAAGAAACAGUCGAUCUUCAGGAGAAAGAAAAUUACGUGUACGGGUAUUGGUUUAUAAUGACGAUUUACCCAUUCCUUUAAGGAGCAACAAGCCACAUGUACCAAGAACUUCUAUGUCUGUUCCUAAACAUCUUGCAGAAAAGGCUGCAAGACGACGCUCAAGAGAGGAAGGUAAACCUAAAGAGAAGAUUGUUGUAGUUUCUGGACUUGCAACUGUUAGGCAAGUUAUAGAAAAAGCUAUGGAAAAAUUUGAAAUUAUUGAUGGAAUUGUUGAUGAUGGUAAAAGUUUAUCGGAUAAUGAUGAAAAACCACGAUAUCAAUUAAUGGUUAUUGUUGACGGAGAAGUUUCGGUUUAUCCAACGGCACCAAAGCUUCAUCAUAUAUCAGUAGAUUCUAUAGACUCAUCAUCAUCUUUGGUAUUGGACUAUCGACCAGACGAACCAAUGUUCGUUCUAAGACUUUUGCGACCUGAGGAUCUUCAAGCACGUGCAAUGCCUGUGGUUUCUAAUAUUGAUUACAAAAGUCGAACACAUUCACGUAAUUUGAAUAAACAAGACGAACAGAAAACUAAUGAUGAUAUAGUAAAUACACGUAAACAGCUUAUCGAACAGCAACGAGAAUAUAGCCGUGAAAAGCAAAAAUCUAUUCUUUCUGCACGUAAAAAUACAUCACAGGGUAUUGAUAUUGUUACGAAAACUGGUGCAAUUCGAAGUUCUCGAAUUUUUGGCAACAAAGUUCGAUAUUCUUUUAUUCCAACAAAAGGAAAAGAAUUUGACAUUAGUGAUCUUAUUGAAGAUAUUUGGGGUGAUGAUGAUGAAACGUUAACUUCAGAUGAACAUAGUGACUCAUCCCUCAAUGAUCCUUACAAUGACAGACAAAACAAUAAGAAAAAGGAAUUUCGUAAAAGCACAACACAGGAUGUAGACAUUUUAGUGAAGAUGAUAAAUCAAGCGCAUAACAAUAAUGGAAAUGUUAUAAAAUCUUUUGAGGAAAGAAUUGAACGUGUAUUGCAACAAGUUGAUCGAUAUGGUAAUGGUACGACGUCAAAUCUUGCAACUACUUUACGUGAAGCACGAGAACAAUCAUUCCAACAAAAUUCAAUUAUUAACCAUUCACAAAAAGAUGCACCAAUACUUAAUGAACGUUCUAAUAGUCUAUCAAGUAGUUGGUCUGUUCAAUCACCAACACGUUCUACCGCCACUACCGAUGAUUUUAGUAAUGAUUUUGAUGAAGAAGACAACGAUUCAGUAUCUGAAUUGUACUCUUCAAGAUUUAAAAAUUUACCAUCAUUAACAAUAGAAAGAUCACAAUCUCUAGAGUCACUUUCCCUAGUACCUCAAAAGCCUAGACAACGAUCAUUCUCUUCUGCAUCAAACAAUUCCAUAAACACUAACACUACCAUAGAUUCAAUAACACCAGGAAAUCAUCAUUCGUUAUUUAGAAAAUUAUCUACUGCUUCUUCAUUUACAGAUAGUGAUUGGAUAUUAACUGAUGACUUUGGGUUACAAGAAUUAUUAAUACUUGUCAGAUCCGGAGUAAAUAUGCUAGAAUUAAAAGAAAGGAGAAGAAGUGGAUGGCAAAUACACGAAGAUCCUGAAAAAAUACUAAAUACACUUAAACUCACGGAUAUCAGAAAUGAUAUUAAGGGCAUUUUUGAUAAUGUUAACAACGAAUUGGAUCAAUUAGAACAAGAACUCGAUAAACUUAUGGAUGAUGCUAUAAAGGCUUUCUAG
Molecule: messenger RNA, 3864 nt
Organism: Dentiscutata heterogama
Lineage: Eukaryota; Fungi; Glomeromycota; Glomeromycetes; Diversisporales; Gigasporaceae
Source: the annotation of a GenBank genome assembly